Cricetulus griseus (Chinese hamster) is the source of this 3143-nucleotide messenger RNA. NCBI's taxonomy places the organism in Eukaryota, Metazoa, Chordata, Mammalia, Rodentia, Cricetidae. The record is from RefSeq and is a predicted model, not a curated record.
GUUUCCCAGGACUUCCCAUUUCUUCACCCCAGUGAGACUAGCGUCCUGAAUCGGCUCUGCCGGCUUGGCACAGACUACAUGCGAUUCACUGAGUUCAUUGAACAGUACACGGGCCAUGUGCAGCAACAGGUGGGAUGCUGUUCUCUGGAUAUAUGCUUGUACAGGACGAAAGUGUUCUCAGGCUCUCAAGUGAAUUCACUCGUAAAGGUUUCUUUGUGGAACAGCCAUGGCUGUCAUGGAAUUUGCUUCGUAGACCAGCCUAGCCUCAAACUCACAGAGAUGCCUGCCUUUGUCUCCCAAGCACUGCAAUUAAAGGAUCACCAUCCAUCCCAGCAGGGCCAAGGUGGGCUACAUGGUAUCUACCUGAGGGCCUUCUGCACAGGGCUGGAUUCAGUUUUGCAGCCUUAUCGCCAAGCACUGCUUGACCUGGAACAAGAGUUCCUGGCUGACACACAUCUCUCCAUAUCACAUGUCAAUUACUCCUUAGAUCAGUUCCAGCUCCUUUUUCCCUCAGUGAUGGUUGUAGUGGAACAAAUUAAAAGCCAAAAGAUUCAUGGCUGUCAAAUCCUGGAAACAGUUUACAAACAUAGCUGUGGGGGGUUGCCUCCAGUUCGAAGUGCAUUGGAAAAAAUCCUAGCUGUGUGCCAUGGAGUCAUGUAUAAACAGCUCUCAGCCUGGAUGCUACAUGGACUCCUCUUGGACCAGCAUGAAGAGUUUUUUAUAAAACAGGGUCCAUCUUCUGGUAAUAUCAAUGCCCAGGCUGAAGAGGAUGAAGAGGAUCUGGGUAUUGGAGGACUGACAGGAAAACAGCUGAGAGAACUGCAGGACCUGCGCCUAAUUGAGGAAGAGAACAUGCUGGCCCCAUCUCUGAAGCAGUUUUCCCUUCGGGUAGAGAUUUUACCAUCCUACAUUCCAGUGAGGGUUGCUGAAAAAAUCCUGUUUGUUGGAGAAUCUGUUCAGAUGUUUGAGAAUCAAAAUGUGAACCUGACGAGAAAAGGGUCCAUCUUGAAAAACCAGGAGGACACUUUUGCUGCAGAGCUGCAUCGGCUCAAGCAGCAGCCGCUCUUCAGCCUCGUGGAUUUUGAGCAGGUGGUGGAUCGAAUUCGUAGCACUGUAGCUGAGCACCUCUGGAAGCUAAUGGUAGAGGAAUCAGACUUACUGGGUCAGCUGAAGAUCAUUAAAGACUUUUACCUUCUGGGACGAGGAGAACUGUUCCAGGCCUUCAUUGACACAGCUCAACACAUGUUAAAAACACCACCCACUGCAGUAACAGAGCAUGAUGUGAAUGUGGCCUUUCAACAGUCCGCACACAAGGUGCUGCUAGAUGAUGACAACCUUCUCCCUCUGUUGCACUUGACAAUUGAGUAUCAUGGAAAGGACCACAAAGCAGAUGCCACCCAGCCAAGAGAAGGGCCUUCUCGGGAAACGUCCCCCCGGGAAGCCCCUGCUUCCGGGUGGGCUGCUCUAGGUCUCUCCUACAAAGUACAGUGGCCACUGCAUAUUCUCUUCACCCCAGCUGUCUUGGAAAAGUACAAUGUUGUUUUCAAGUACUUACUGAGUGUACGCCGUGUCCAAGCUGAACUGCAGCACUGCUGGGCCCUCCAGAUGCAGCGCAAGCACCUCAAAUCUAACCAGACAGAUGCAGUCAAGUGGCGCCUAAGAAAUCACAUGGCCUUCUUAGUAGAUAAUCUUCAGUACUAUCUCCAGGUAGAUGUGCUGGAGUCUCAGUUCUCACAGCUUCUUCAUCAGAUCAAUUCUACGAGGGACUUUGAAAGCAUCCGAUUAGCCCACGAUCACUUCCUAAGCAAUUUGCUGGCCCAGUCCUUUAUUUUGCUGAAACCUGUGUUUCACUGCCUGAAUGAAAUCCUAGAUCUCUGUCACAGUUUUUGUUCACUGGUCAGUCAGAACCUGGGUCCACUGGAUGAGCGAGGAGCUGCCCAGCUGAGCAUUCUCGUGAAGAAAUUUAAGCAAGGCUUUUCCAAAGACUCCAAGCGCCUAGCACUCUGCAUGGUAGUGACAGCUCAGCUCUCUCAACAGGGCUUUAGUCGCCAGUCUUCACUCCUGUUCAAGAUUCUUUCCAGUGUUCGAAAUCACCAGAUCAACUCAGAUUUGGCUCAGUUACUGCUCCGGCUAGAUUAUAACAAGUAUUAUACCCAGGCUGGUGGAACUCUGGGCAGUUUUGGGAUGUGAAAACUGGUUCAUAAAAUGAAGUAACAGGCCAUCCUGCCACCUUCUGAUGUCUGUAACACAUCUCCCCAGUUAUUAAACAUCAGAGAUGCCUGCAAACUGGUGAAAGGAUGCUACCUUCUCUUCUAGAAGAGGUAUUAACCCUACAAUUCCUGUGGGGAACAGGCCAGCUAUGUCUCUGCUGACCACCCAAAGGCUUUCAUCCUUUACACUAAGACAUCUGUUGGGUGGGUUUAUUUGUACAGCAGUGGUGUACUGAGCAUUUAUUAUGUCCCUAUGGACUCAUCAAGGUAUAGAAGAUACCGCAGAAAACAAUGGGGAUCAAUAAAUCAUGUUUAGGUUUGGUUCAUAUUUAAGAAAGGAAUCAUACAUCUAGAUGUUACCACCAAAUUGGAAAUGACUUAAGAUAGGCCAUGGGCUUUCCCUCCUCUGUAGCAUGAAUUUAUUAUUAUUAUCCUUCAGAAAUUUAAGAUUUGAGAGCCUCCCUCCUUUAAGGCUACUUAAAACCUGAUCUCAAGAAUUCAACCAGUUGCUACUCAUUCUUUCAGACUGGUAAAAGGGACAGUUCUAGCUAAAGGUGAUAGAGGUCAAAUUGUACAUAUUUUAGAUACUGAAAAUUGCAAACUUAAUUUCCCCACCUUAGACAAACCAUGAGUUAAGGUUAUGCUCAGGUAGUGCAGUCACAAAUGUUCCUAUCAGCAUAAACAAAGGAAAUAUUCCAUUAACUUCCCUACCUCCAAGCUGUACAAGAAUGCAGUGUUUGUAGUCACUGAAUGUUCUCUUCAUCUACAUUUUCUACCACCCACUAUGAAAGCCUGUACUUGUCAACUACAGAGGAUCCCUUCUGUUGGUAACACAUCCCUAUUGUUAACUCUAGGAGCAAAGCAUGGCAGAUAGUGGCUACUGCUUGUUUUUGUAAAUAAAGUAUUAUUCAAACAGCCACACAUACUCAUUUA